Musa acuminata AAA Group (dessert banana) is the source of this 2046-nucleotide messenger RNA. Its product is annotated as scarecrow-like protein 8. The coding region runs from base 210 to 1937 and encodes 575 amino acids. Gene Ontology annotation, molecular function: DNA-binding transcription factor activity; sequence-specific DNA binding. The record is from RefSeq and is a predicted model, not a curated record. Gene Ontology annotation, cellular component: nucleus. Gene Ontology annotation, biological process: regulation of DNA-templated transcription. The transcript has a single exon. NCBI's taxonomy places the organism in Eukaryota, Viridiplantae, Streptophyta, Magnoliopsida, Zingiberales, Musaceae.
AUAUUCUUUGACGGUCUUUCUAUUAAGGCGAAGGGGUUGGCCGCCUGACUCCUGGAAUUCCACUUCUUCGAGAUCCAUUGAUCUGACAGAGAACAGAGGAGAAGAAAAGACAGUGAUCGCUCGUCGACAUGAGGAGGUGUCGUCGCGCUCCCUGUUAGGUUUCUUCCCUUUCCGAUUCUUCCUUCGUCCCUAGUUCUUUCUUCCUCUUCAUGGCGUCUGGGUUCCCCGGGCGUGAGCUCGGCUUGGGGGGCAACGGAGAAGGAAACCUCUUGAAGCGCACGCUCUUGGACAUGGAGAGGCAGCAGAUGCAGCACGCGAUUUUGCUGCGGUCGGUGAGGCAAAGAACUCAGGCCGUGCCUUCCGUCUCCAUGUUCGACCCCGUUGUCGGUGGCCUUAGCUGCAACUCGUCCGCCGCUGCCGCGCCCGAACGCAUGGGCUCAUCCCUGUCGUCCGUCGAUUGUUCCGAGCCUGGGUUCACGGCGAGAACCGGGUUGCCGCCCCCCGUGUCGGCGACCGCGACGGUGAACUUGCCGGCUCCAGAGAGUAGGUCUUCCGGCUCGAUGCGGGACCAGCUCCGGGAGCUGGAGCGGCGGCUCCUGCUGGACGACGAGGAGGAGGCCGAGGCCAGCGCGCCUUCGGGCUCCGCCGUCACCCACGCCGAGUGGGGCGAGGCGAUCCAGCGGCUCAUCUCGCCGCCGCCGCCGCUGCUCCCGACGGCGGUAAGCCGCCUCUCGCCGUCGCCGACCGACUCGUCUUCCUCCACGGUCUCUUUCGCCUCCUGCUCCCCUCCCUCCUCCUUGCCCUCCCCUCCUCCGUCGAGACAGAUGCUUCUUGACACCGCUACCGCACUCGGCGAAGGGAAUCUGGAGGCUGUGAGGGCGAAUCUCGCUGUGCUCAAGCGUGCGGCUGACCCUCGCGGUGACCCCGAGCAUCGCCUCAUGGCGGUGAUGAUUGCGGCGCUUCUCUCUCGCCUCAAUCAUCCGCAGGUGGGAAGCUCCCACCCGAUCACGGACCUUCGCAGCCCGGAGCACUUCAUGGCCACCCAGAUGCUCUACGAUCUGUCGCCCUGCUUCAAGCUCGGAUUCGUUGCCGCCAGUUCCGCGAUCUUGGAGGCCACGAAGGAGGAGUCCAAGAUUCACAUCGUCGACUUUGAAGUCGGGCAGGGCGGGCAAUACGACGCUCUCCUCCUCGCCCUCGCCAAGCGCCGCUGCCCUCCUGCCGUCAGGAUUACCGCCGUCGCUGACCCGUCCUCCCCGUUCACCAACAUUAACAUUGGCGAUACGAGGGCGGUCGGGGACCGGAUAAAAAAUCUUGCGGAGCGGGCAGGCGUAAGGCUCCGGUUCAGAGUCGUCUCCCUCCGGGCAGCAGAGCUGGACGCAGCGUCGCUCGGGUGCGAGCCCGGGGAGGAGGCCCUGAUCGUCAACCUCCCGUUCGUCCUCUCGCGGGUGCCCGACGAGAGCGUCUCCCUGGACAACCCCCGCGACGAGCUCCUCCGGCGCGUGCGCGCCCUCCGGCCUCGCCUGGUGGCGCUCGCAGAGCAGGAAAUCAACACCAACACGGCGGCGUUCCCUGCCCGGCUCGCGGAGGCGUGCGGGCACUACGGGGCGCUGCUGGAGUCGUUGGAGGCGGCGGCGCGGGGGAGCCCGGAUCGGGGGUGGGCGGAGGCCGGUCUGGCGCGGCGGGCGGUGAACGCGGUGGCGAGGGAGGGGGCGGAGCGGGUGGAGCGGUGCGAGGUGUUCGGUAAGUGGCGAGAGCGGAUGAGCAUGGCCGGGUUCCAGCCAGUCCCGCUGGGGCCGGCCGUCGUCGAACUCGUGAAAGCCUGCGUCGCGUCCACCUGCUCCGACCCGGGUUUCACCGUCAAGGAGGAGGCCGGCGGACUCGCCCUCGGGUUGGGUUGGAUGGGCCGAGUGCUCACCGUCGCAUCCGCAUGGCGUUAAGCGGAAUCUAUCAAACACUAAUGAUAUAAAUUAUUAUGAUCGUUACGGAGAUAUUACCAACGAUAUUUCUCCUGUUAUUUUGGUGAUAAUUAUGAUCCCCAUUCACUCA